Molecule: messenger RNA, 1827 nt
Organism: Varanus komodoensis (Komodo dragon)
Lineage: Eukaryota; Metazoa; Chordata; Lepidosauria; Squamata; Varanidae
Gene: TMEM37
Product: transmembrane protein 37
Exons: 2
Coding region: 176-769 (197 amino acids)
Cellular component (GO): membrane
Molecular function (GO): voltage-gated monoatomic ion channel activity; calcium channel activity
Source: RefSeq, a predicted model, not a curated record
CUCAAAGGGCACCGGCGGAGGAUCCGAGGAUGUUGGCCGAGCGGCGGCCGCCGCCCAGCACUCCUCCCUGACUCGGAGCGGGAGAGAGGAGACUUUCCCGUCCGCGCCAGAAACCAGGCAAAGCUCAGCCCCACUCUGGCGCUUCCCCGCUCCUCCGACGGGAGCCGAAGGCAGCAUGACAGCCAUAGCGGUGCAGGCCCAGUGGCUACAUGCCCACAGAAGACCAAAGAGAUCGUUUUUUGAGACAUUUAUCCGGAGCCUCAUUAUCCUCUGUGUUGCGAUAGCAGUUGUCCUAUCAUCCAUUGCCGUGUGCGAUGGCCACUGGCUUUUUGCCAAAGGAAAGUUCUUUGGAUUGUGGCACUUCUGUAGCAUUGGGAACAACAGCGCCCUGAAAUGUACCACCAACCUCACUUUGGCUAAUGUCAAAGGGAUAAACAUAGGAAUGACUCUUGCACGAAGUAUGGUGUCACUUGCGGUGGUUGUAGCCAUCUUUGGCCUGGAACUUCUCAUGGUCUCCCAAGUCUGCGAAGACGUCAACUCAAGAAGGAAGUGGUCAAUGGGAUCAGUGCUCAUCCUUUUCUCAUUUAUGCUGUCAUCUGCUGGAGUCCUGAGCUUCGUAAUCCUUCUGAGGAACUACAUGAGUUUCACAGGCUUUACAUUAACCUACUGGUGUGAGUUUAUUGCUACCUUCCUUUUCUUCCUUAAUGGAAUCAGUGGACUUCACCUCAACAGCAUAACAUUUCCAUGGAGCAGAAUAAGAAAAACUUAACAGCAAUGGACACUGGUUCUCCCCGCUACACUGAGAAGCAUGUCAGUGCCAAUCAGUGUUUGAAAUGGACAGUGUUUUUUCAUCAUCUGCAUUAAGAGGAAGGGUUUGGGAGCAGCCUUCCACUUUCAGAGUAUGCUCGAGAUGAACUGAUGACAGAUAGUGGCUACUGAAAAGUGGAUAGCGAGGCCUGCCGAGAUUUUACAUAAUGUAACUAUUCAAAGUAAUGAUCUAGCAAAUAGGUGGUUUAGAGCAUAAUUCUAUGUAGGACUUUUUUCAUUCUAAACUUGCAUAGGAUUUUACCGUUAGUUAAUUUAAAAUUCAGUUCAGAAACCCAAGGACCCCAAUCCAGUUAUAGUAAGUUCUCCUGUAAGUCUCAUUGAAACUAAUGAGGCAAGGUAUAAAUCUUACAGCUUUCAGUUUGACUUAGUCACAACUAAUUCUGGCUGGCUGGGAGCCAAGGCCAGCAUCCCAGUGGGGAUAAGGCACACACUGUAAAUUUGCUGUGUUCUUUCCCUAAAUCUCCAUGAUUUUUGUUGUUGUUGUUGUUGUUUGGCUGGUUGUUAGUUUGUUUUGCACAUCAGUAGGUAGUGUAAGAAGAAAGAUCUGUACUAUGCAAGAAGUUAGGCAAUAUGCAUGCUUCACCUCCAAAUAAAUUCAAAUAAUUUGCAUUUCAGCCUAGCCUAUUUCAAACUGUUAUUAUGGCCUUGCUCCUUAUUAUUUCCUCCAUGAAAGCAAAUAAAAUAAAAUUUAUAUAAAAUGCCAAUAUUUUAUAAGACCUGUUAUGCACUACGAGUAUAUUGCUCUUUUGAACCAUGCCUGCAACUAAGCUCCUUUCAGUAGCAGUUUAGUUACAUUUGAUGUGGCGUUUAUCUCAUAAUUUAUCACUUCCUCUCUCUCCCCCUUCCCCUCCCCCUCUCUUUCUCUCUGAUCCUCCACUGCCUUAAUACUUCUGCCCAGUAUUUUUGAAGGAUAGUUCAGACCCUUCUUACUUGACCAAAAAUCUCUCCCAUUGGUGUAUUGCUCAUUUUUCUAAUAAAAACAGCUUGUAAAGAGAAUGA